AUAAAAUAUUAAUGUAAUGAAAAUGAUAAAUAAAUUUAAAAUAAAAAUAUAUAUACUACCUAACCAUCAUUUUCAAUUUUUUAAUUUGAGGGGUUAGAGACAAACAUUAACCUUCCUAUAAUCUGAAUAUCUUUUUUUCUUUUUUUAAAACUCUUAAUAAUGUUUUUUUUUGAAGAUCUUAAUAAUGUUUCUUUAUAGUAACAUAUCUGCAAAUUCUUUUUGUUUUUUAUUUUAUUUAUUUAACUUGUGUAAUGGAGAUAGAAAAAUGAAACUGUUGGUCCCAAAUCCAAUCAAUGGCAACCCCCCCUACUUCUAUAAAGUUAUAACUACUCUUCUCUUCUCUUCCCCACCUCAUCUUCUUCUCCAACGCUCUAAAGUCACCAUUUUUAUCUAUUUAUUCUUGUCUUUUUAAUGGAGAGAUUACCGGUUGAGCUUCAUCUCAAGAUUUUCUGUUUCUUGGACCAUCAGAAUCUUGCCACUGCUCAUCAAGUAUGCAGGAAAUGGAAGGUGUUAGCCUCAGACAACUAUGUUUGGUCAAGCUUAUUCAAGGAGAGAUGGGGAGGAGAUCGUGCUGCAACUUUUGUUCUUGGGGAUUCAAGAUCAUGGAAAAAGAAGUAUGAGGUCGAAGACCGUCGUGACCGCGUUGGAAUGAGGGUGAAGAUAAUCAGAGAAGGCGAGGAUUAUUAUCUUGUUCGCCAAGGCGAGAUCCAACGCUAUUUGGGUUCAAGAAAGUCUUCGAGUUUGAAAAGACGAUCGAGUGCAAACAGUGACCUGAGCGAAUUACAAUCCUGCCGUGGGAUUUUGGACAAAAUUCUUUUCUUUAUUGGGGACCUAGAAGUUGCUUCAACUGACAACAAACGUGGCCGAGCGAUUUGAAAUAGUCUUGAUGGCUGUAAAAGCCACAAAGGUUCAGUACGUUUUACUGUAAACUUGCUCUGUAAUUUAUUGAUGCAUUCAACUAUGUAUUAUGAUUUAUUGUAACCCAUGAAAACUGAUUGGUAUAGUAUGUCAUUGUAGUAUGUAUGAGUAUAUAUAUUUCAAAAGUAAUAAAGAAAUUCAUUAACAUUGUUCA
Cannabis sativa is the source of this 1072-nucleotide messenger RNA. RefSeq lists its product as uncharacterized. Bases 412 to 876 code for a protein of 154 amino acids. Gene Ontology annotation, biological process: SCF-dependent proteasomal ubiquitin-dependent protein catabolic process. Lineage: Eukaryota; Viridiplantae; Streptophyta; Magnoliopsida; Rosales; Cannabaceae. The transcript has 3 exons. Gene Ontology annotation, cellular component: SCF ubiquitin ligase complex. Gene Ontology annotation, molecular function: protein binding. The record is from RefSeq and is a predicted model, not a curated record.